This is a messenger RNA of Episyrphus balteatus (marmalade hoverfly), 2859 nucleotides long. RefSeq names its product RNA-binding protein RO60. The coding region runs from base 225 to 1802 and encodes 525 amino acids. The transcript is spliced from 7 exons. Lineage: Eukaryota; Metazoa; Arthropoda; Insecta; Diptera; Syrphidae. Gene Ontology annotation, cellular component: ribonucleoprotein complex. The record is from RefSeq and is a predicted model, not a curated record. Gene Ontology annotation, molecular function: RNA binding.
GUUUUGUUUCUUUUUUUUGCGCUUUGUAUAUUUGCGGCAGUGGCAGUCGCACUUUGCACAUUUUUUUAUUUCUUUUGUUGUGAAUUGUGAAGAAGAUUUCCGUUUUUUUCAUCAAUAAAUUUCAUAUAUUGAAUAUAAACUCUUCUUCGCAUUCAAUCAUUAUUUUAUCUAACCCAAUUGUGUGGUGCUCCCUUUUUUGAUAAAUUUCUUCAACUUGCUGCAACAUGAUGGCAAUGGACGCCAAACAAAAGCUAAAACGCUUUUGUUAUUUGGGUAACUUUGAGCCAGUCUACAUUCGUCCUCGUGUUGGCCUAAAAGUUGAUCAACUCUUUCCACCACUCAAAGAAUUGAUACGCACUCUAGACGAUGUUGCAUUUGUUUCAUAUAUGAGCGAUAUCCUACGACAAAGUGACCAUUUACCACGUAAAGAUGAGGCUUUAUUUGCAUAUGCCACUUAUUUGGCUAGCGAUGUCGAUAUCAAAUGGAAGACAAAUGUGCGAAAAGCUAUUCCGCAUGUUCUCAAAAGUGCCGAGGAAUUGUUUAUGUUUUGCAAAUACUCAAAAUCGAUUCAUGCAAUUCAGGGGCGAAAAGGUUUGUCGAGGACAACCAAAAAAGCUGUUGUAGCUUGGUAUGAGAAAUGUACUCCUGAGGAGCUACGAGAGAUGUGGAUGUCACAUCGGGGAAUGUAUGGUUUUACUCAUAAGAAUCUGAUUUACAUGUGUCACAUUAGUGACGAGAUUCUUGGCGACGAUGUUGUUUGCACUGCAUUUAUGAAGACUUGCAGUGAAUUGAUUAAAGAAGAUGAGAUGAAAGGUGAGAAUAUGAUUAUGGAUAUGUGUACUCUUCGUACGACCACGAAGAAGAAUGAAGCUACAAAGAUUAUUAAGAAUUUAAGAUUAAAUUGGGAUCAAGUUCCUCCGAAUUUGUUCAAAUUUCCGAAUAUUGUUGAAUUGUUGUUGCCACAAAUGAGUUUGUUGGAUAUUAUUAAGAAGUGGCAUACUUUUCAUCAGCAUAGGCAUUUUGAUAAUGCCAAGAUUUUCAAGACAAUUGUUUCGUUGACGAAUAGAGAGGCUUUGCAGAAGGCUAAUCUUCAUCCAUCUGUAUUUUUGUGGCGUAUGGAUCGUUUGGGUAUUCCGGUGGCUGCAGCUGAUUUGCAAAAGGUCCCAGAAAAACGUGCACUCACAAUGCGCAUGGGUGUUUUUCAACAGAUGUUUAGAGAUUCAUUCAGCUUGAACCGCGCUGUUGGUUUGCGUUCUUUUAUUACAAUGACUCUUCAGGAUAACUACAAAAAAAAAUAUCUAACACAACACAAAAAGGUCACCUACUACGAAGCAGCUGUAUCCUUUGCAUUCUCUUAUUUCAAAAGAGAAAAACAUACCGAUAUUUUUGCGUAUACUGAUGACAAAGUUAAGCUAGCUCCAAUUCCAUGGGAGAGAGGAAUUCAAUUUAAUCAAGCUAUGGAUGUUUGUGAUCAUUUUAGUUACAAGAAGUCAUCCCAACGUUUGGUUCAACCACUAAUGGAAGCCCUAAGUCGCAAACAGGUUUAUGACUUAUUUUUGAUUAUUGUACCAUCCGCUGGCCGAAGUAAUCCUAAUCAAAAUUCAAGUUUCUUAUGCAGAUUCUUAGACAAAUAUCGUGAAAUGAAAAACAAAAAAGCCAAAUUUGUAAUAAUCAGUUUGUUGAGACACAAAAAAUCAAUGUCUUAUUCAACUGAAAGAAACGAGAAUAUUUUAGAAAUUUGUGGAUUAGAUGCCAACACUGCAAACGUGAUUGACAGUUUUGCCCUUAACAGAUUCGGUUAGAUCCAAAAAAGUCUCAAAUUCUUUACUUAAUCGUUAACCUACUUCAGUUGAAGUAAAACAAAAAAUCAAAACCUAAAAGUUUUCAUUAUACAAAAGUAAUAAUCUUCAUCUUAACAUGUCUCAUUUCUUGACAUGACAUAAAGGAAUUUAAUAAAAAAACAUACCAAUUUCAUAUAUCAAACGCAUAUAAUAUACAUCUCAUAAACUAAUAAUAAUAAUACAUAAUUAAAAGAAUAUAGCAUAGAAAUCAAAUAAUUUGCUGAAUGAAAAAUUCUUCACUUGGCGUUUAAAAAAUAUCAAAAAUCAAAAACAAAAAUGAAAUCAAAAAACAAAUUGAAUGAAUAUCCAUGACUGCCUUUCAAAAUUCAUUGGUACCACGCCUUUGGAUUUAGUUAAAUUAUAAGCCUUAUUUUUUGUUCACAAAAAAAAUCAUUAUACAUUGUACACAAAAAAUAUUACUAAAAAUCAAAAAAAACACAACUCUCACAAAAAUGUAUUCUUAACUAUUUUUACUAUUAGUAAUCGAAAUUGCUUAACCGAAACGAAAAUGUGAUUAAAAAAAAUAUAAAAAAAAGUAUUUCUGUCUUUUGUACAGGUCCAAAACCAAGUUAAUUUAAAAUAGUAAACAAAAAUAAAACAAUGAAAUGUAAUCUAUUUUUAAAUUGUUAACUGAAAUUAUUCUUAAAGAAUUUAAAAUCAAAACAUUUUUUUUAAAUGAAAUAAAAAUAAAAAAAAAAAAAUAACUAAAAUUAAAUUAACUAUGAAAUAUUCUGAAAAAAAAUACCGAACAUAAUGUGAUAUUAAAAAAGUUUGAAACAAAGCCGUAAGGACAUUUAAUAAUUUUAAGCUAUUGUUUUACACAAUUAUAGUUUGUUAAUUUUUUUUAUUACAUUAAUUGAAGAAAUUAUUCCGAAAGGUGGUUUCCAUAAAAACAAAACAAAACAAAGAAAAAAAAAAAAAAACAUAAAAGUAAAAUGUUAAACUGUUUUCAUGUUCAAAAAAAGCCUUUUCGAUAAAAACAAAGAAAUCUGAAAUAAAACUUUGCAGCAUACAGUAA